CUCUCGGCCCCUCCGCGUCUCUCUGUUUGGUUCCGAGUCCAACUUUUUCUAGACAGAUCAGAGUGGAGAAGACGGAGAGACGAUUGUCAAUUAUCAAUUUUCAAAUUGGUUCUUCAUCUCCUUCAACAAACAGUAACCUCCCCAAAAUCUCUCCGCCUGUCCCAUAUCCACGCAAUACCCUUCCACACUCCGCGUGUAACCUUCGCGCGCUUCUUCUUCUUCCUCCUCCUCCUCCUCCUCUGGUUUCCCUUUACGGAGCAUCGCUUAACCCUCACUCAACCUGCCUCCCCCUUUCCUCUCCACUUCAGUGCUUCGCCAUUUAUAUGAGAGAGGUCCUGUAUCUCCAAGUGAAGAUGCCAGAAAUACAACUUGGUUGUCAUACAGUUAGGUCCCAUGGGAUGAAAGUGGCAAUGACACAUAAGCAUGACUGGCUAAUUCUCUUACUUCUUGUGAUAAUAGAGGUUGUCCUGAAUGUCAUUGAACCAUUUCACCGUUUUGUUGGGGAGGAAAUGAUGGAAGACUUGAAGUACCCGUUGCAGGAUAACACAGUUCCCGUUUGGGCUGUUCCAAUAAUCGCAAUGCUGAUACCUUUUACGGUCUUUAUCAUCUACUACUUCAUAAGGAAAGAUGUUUAUGACCUGCACCAUGCAAUAUUGGGCCUUCUCUUUGCAGUGCUUAUAACUGGAGUUAUCACAGAUGCAAUCAAAGAUGCUGUUGGUCGACCUCGCCCGGACUUCUUCUGGCGCUGUUUCCCUGAUGGGAAAGGGGUAUAUCAAAAUGUCACACGGGAUGUCAUAUGUACUGGAGAUAAGGGUGUGAUUAAAGAAGGGUACAAAAGCUUUCCAAGUGGGCACACUUCUUGGAGCUUUGCUGGGCUGGUGUUCCUUGCAUGGUAUUUAUCGGGGAAAAUCAGGGCUUUUGAUCGUAGGGGCCACAUUGCAAAGCUCUGUAUCGUUUUCCUACCACUACUAGUUGCAGCCCUAGUAGGAAUUUCUCGGGUUGAUGACUACUGGCAUCAUUGGCAAGAUGUGUUUGCUGGGGCCCUUCUAGGGUCGACUGUUGCAUCUUUCUGUUACUUGCAGUUCUUUCCACCACCUUAUGAUGUUGAUGGUUGGGGACCACAUGCGUACUUCCAGAUGUUGGCGGAAUCGCGGAAUGAAAUGCAAUCGUCAUCCUCAAAUGCGAACAAUCAUCAUCUGACGGUACGGCAGCAUGAGCUUGAGACCGUCUACAUUGAUCCUCAGCGUGGGGUCGAGGAGUCCCAAUUCAAUAUACGGGACACGAGUCCCAUCUUAGAAGGGAGGGAAGGCAAUGGGAGACACUGAAACACUGGUUUCAGGUUCUUAAGACCAAUGUAGAGCACAGCAGAUCAGAUGUAGAGAUUGUAAAGAGAGAGAGACCCUGUUGUGAUACGUUGUUUAGUAAUCUGUGUUCAUAACUGCGGAUUAUGGUACUAAUAUGGCAGGUUACACAUUUUAGAUAGUUACGUUGCUUCAUCUUU
Punica granatum (pomegranate) is the source of this 1501-nucleotide messenger RNA. The record is from RefSeq and is a predicted model, not a curated record. NCBI's taxonomy places the organism in Eukaryota, Viridiplantae, Streptophyta, Magnoliopsida, Myrtales, Lythraceae.